Messenger RNA from Cuculus canorus (common cuckoo), 6756 nucleotides. RefSeq names its product T-box transcription factor 19 (gene TBX19). The transcript has 8 exons. Gene Ontology annotation, cellular component: nucleus. Lineage: Eukaryota; Metazoa; Chordata; Aves; Cuculiformes; Cuculidae. Bases 4540 to 5817 code for a protein of 425 amino acids. The record is from RefSeq and is a predicted model, not a curated record. Gene Ontology annotation, biological process: cell fate specification; mesoderm formation; regulation of transcription by RNA polymerase II. Gene Ontology annotation, molecular function: DNA-binding transcription factor activity, RNA polymerase II-specific; RNA polymerase II cis-regulatory region sequence-specific DNA binding.
AAUUAUAACACCAGGCAGGGAGGUACUACUUGAACAAGCUGCCUGCCUCACUGCUGAAAACAUACCUGGUUGAAGUUACUGAAACUGUGCCCUCAGCCUCCCAACAUUAAUGAAAAGGCUAAUCUUCUCUAAGUCUCUUCUAACCUAGCAAUCUCUUAAGGGGCCGGAUCCAUGAUUAAAAAACAGAGGGAAAGCAGCUGUCUUUUUAUCCUCUCUUAAUUAUUCUUUGGUAGUUGAUAGGUGUUGAUUUCAGGGGAGUGUCAUGGUGAUGGAGGUUACAUUUCCCAAUGUUGUUGGGACUAAAUGUUCGGAGGGGGGUUAGUUGUUUGAGUGCUUCAGUUGGAGCUUUGGAGAUGGAAAGAGUGAGUCUUGUUCUCUGUGAUUUCAUCUGAUCAGGAAGGCCUGCCUUUUAUUUGGAAACCUACGCCUAAAGGCCAAAGAACAGCUAUCCAAUGUCAAGGCCAGGAAGGCCUCUUUAAUCCCCUUUUUUCAUUUUUUUGUAUUUUUUUUUUUUCUUUCUGCUAUAUCUCAGCAGCUGCUGACCAGGAGGGUUUUAAAAUGAAUUUAAUUAGGAAGCCAAAAAUAACACCUUGCUUUUACCUGCUGCAACGUGGUGAAUUAACUCUUGUAAGUGUUCUAGGAUUGCUCUUUCACUACUCUCCCCAGUCCUUGUUGCUUCAUUUGAAAAAUGAGUCACUACAUCCUUAUCAGUAAGUCCUGGGCAUGGCUGGAGACCGCGGGGUGUUGUACUUGAAUUUUAACUAGCAGAGGUUAGCUCUGACUGACUACGAGCCACAAGGUGUCUGAUCCUGCUUGAAAGUGCCCAGCUCUCCCAGCUGUGUUUCAGGGAAGGCUUACAACAUCACAGGUUUCAUUUGAACAUUUCCUGCUUCUUCUGAUCCCCUUACUGAUUUACUUGUUUAGUUAAACAAGAGACAAGUGCAAGAGGAGAUAUAGUCUUCUGUCCUUUGGCCCUGCUCUGUCUCACUUACAGUCGGUCACCCUCUGUGUUCCUCUGUAAGCAUGGCUACCUUUUCUUCAAAUGCCAGGUUCAGGGAGAUGUACCUUCCAGCCAAGAAAUAGCUCACCUAACAUCUGAGAAUGAGUUAUCCUUAGUGCUCUGGCAAUACCCACAUCUGAUGACUUUAAUCUGUUUGUGCCUCAGUUUCAACACCUGUAGACUUGGAAAACUUCAUCUUGCAAGAAGAUAGGAGGGAGAAGAGGUGUUUAGAUAUUACUCAAAGUUGUUUCUUAGUUGAACAGAGGGACAUAAGAUUAGAAGAUGUCUCUACUCCUAAAACAGGCUAAAUACACAGAGUAAAGAUGUCCACCUUUAGUAUUUUUUUUAAAUGAAAUGACAACAAUAAGCAAAUAACUUUGACUAUGAAUCUCUGUUUGGUUUUUCUCCUGCAGCCCUCUCCCAUGGCAGCUGUGUGAAACAGAGACAAUAUAUGAUGUGGGAAAGACUGAUGUGUGGGAUGGGAUUUAUAUGGGUUUGAAUGUGUAUUUUAAAGCAAAAUCUCAGGCCCAAGCACAUUCAGCUGAUCAUUUGCUUGCAUGCAUGCAAGCUUGUUACUUCUUUGGCUAAUUCUUCUUGGUUGGAAAGGUGUCCGUAGUGAGGUGUGCCUUCUGGCUGUGUUGCUACGUACAUGACCAAUGCUCCCAGUGUGAACUCUUGCAGCUGUAACAUCCUUCCCCAUGCUGAAAAUAGCAAUUGGGCUCUUCCCACUAGAUGACCACAUUUUGGAAAAUGUUGUGGUCGCAGGCAUCUUGAAUUAAAGUAACGUAGUUAUAAAGUUAAAAUUCAUAUUGUAUGAAAAUUAGGUAUUUUAAGAGAUUAGGUUUGUGGUUUUUUUUCCUCUGGGAGACAAGACUUUCAAGUGUCAUGCAUCUUAUGUGAGUGGUAACAGUAAGCGCCCAAGUGUAACUAGCUUUUUGUAUCUGAAAGUGCAUUUUAUUAGGGCUUGGGAUGGAAAUUUUAGCAUGACACUCCAAAGCAAAUGCCUUUGUGCUUCUCCCUUAGGGACAUUAGUUGUAAGAAAUGCAUUCUUAUUGAUAAAAAAUUUGCUUCCCAGCUCAUUACUGGAUUGAGUCUGUUAUUCAUUCCUUCCAUAUAUCCUUCCUCCUCUUUGUCCCAGGUGUGCUUUGGGCAAGCAAUGCACUCAGGACGUGGCCUCCCUUUCUUUGCUUUGUGGCUGCCUCCAUUUCCAAUGCAUCUUUGCUGAGCAUAUCCUUUACCUCUAGCAAUUCACCAGUGUCUGCUGGUGAGACAGUGUUUCUCUUCUUCCUCAUUUUGGAACCCUUCCACCAAUGUGAACAGUUGUCGCUUUGUGCAUGCUUUUGAUUUCCUUUAAACUGUAAGCAUCUUGAGGAGGGCAGAUUUGAUUUGAAUUUUUGGAGGCUCUGAUCUGGUAUCACUCAAAAUAAAGAGCUGUGGGAGACAUGAGCAGUUCGUACUUCUGAAAAUCAAGCGGCUUCUCUUUUACAUUUUGCUAUAGAAAGACCUGUAAGUAGCUGCUGAAAUAUUACUACCUUUGUUACUCAUUGUCUCUGUACUUGCCUCAACUUUGAAUCUCCUGAUUUCUGAACAACUAAUUAAAAAAAAAAAGCUGUGUGGAAGUAGGGCUUUGACACACACAAAGAUAAUCCCCAAAUAACACAGAUGUAUUUGGUUUAGAGCUGUCUGAAAAACUGAAGUUGUUGAAUUGAAAUACACAGUACUUCAACCAGCUCUGAUUUCUGCAUUUAUGCACGUUUAUAGUAUAAUGAAACUAAAAACUGUCUCACAUAGUCUCCUAUGCAUUUGCUAUGCCAUUUGAUCACAUACAGGUACAAAUCACAAUGGUGGCUUCUCUCUCCUCUUUGGAAAGGAGAACCCAAACAAACAUAUUCCACAUUACAUAUACAUACCACCUGAGAUAUUCUUCCAAAUGUAAAAAUACCCAAGACCUAUAUGACUUGCACCUUCUGAAGGUGCUGAGAUUACUGGGAAUUGAGGAUUGUCUCCAGAAGCUUCCCAUUGCUGCACACCUGCGACUGCGUAGGGCUGGAGGGGUUAGUAGGACUUGUUGCCAAAUAGGGUGCUAUACAAUGUAAAUAGUAUCAACAAACUCUGGCUCUUGCUGCUUAGGUAGAUGUUCUCCACUGUGCUUUUGAACUGUAAGUUCUGUUGAGCCUUGUCAAAUGACAGACUUAACUUAAAUCCUGUUUUACAGACUUUAACAGGCUCUUCCUUGUCUUUAUAAAUCCCAUCAGUGAUUCACUAUGUCAUUUCAUCUUUUAGAAAGAUCCAGGAGCACAGGAGUUCAACAGGAGCUAUUGAAUUAAAUGAAUGCAAAGUUCUCAAUAAGUAACCAGAAAAUGCAUUUCUCUAAAAAUGACUUCCAAAAGUAUGGUUUUCACAAUCAAGUCCCUGACUAUAUUGUGUGCAACAGACCAGAAAUUUCUCAGACGCUGCCUGAGCCAGGUGCAUCAAGAGAAAUUAGGCACUCAAAAGCCUUGUUAUGUGCUAAGGUUCAGUGUUUAUGGGUCACUGGUAUUCAUGUGGCCUUAACUCUUUAGCAUGGAACUGAACCCAGGUCUGUCAUAUUCCUGGCUGAGCGUUGAAAUUGUUGAACUUAUCAGUAAAAUGGUGGCUUCUUUCACAGCUGCCUUUGUAGAGAGUAUACGCACUUCAAUCAGACUGAGGCGAGAGGGAGUGCCUGUUCUAGGGAUUCUGAGGGAGCUUUUCUAUGUGACAGAUCUUGAGCUGGUCAGCAAGGCUAAGUCUCGGGCAGCAAGGCUCACAUCCAGCCUCAGAAACAUGGGGUCUGUCUCUGGAAAUGCAGCCAGAGGGGUGUUAAGCUGCUUGUAAGUUGUAGCAGGGGUUUUGUGAAUGAUACAGGACCAAGGGCUAGACACAGCAGGCAUCAAUGGUGGUGGGUAGGGAUGCUACCUUCUCCUUGUGCAUUGAAACCUCAGUGCGGAAGAGGCUCUUACUAUUAUAUUUUGAUUUAGGAAUGUAGAGGAACAAGGUUAAUGUGUUUAUUCAACAUGCCUGGUGGAAAUAUUUUAGGACUACUUUCUCUGUGUAACUAUCUUGACUGUUACCAGCUCCUUCAGUUAGAGUCCGCAUCAGCAUGAACGCAAUUUCCAUGCAUUGUUUCAGUCUGGAAAUGAAACAAUUUUCAUUAAUGGAAACCUGGUUCUCAAGCAGAACAAUUAGACCCACUUCAGGUUGAAAAAAGAUAAAAGCAUGUUAAUUUGGAUGGAGGACUCUUCUUUUAAGGCAGCCAAUUGAGUCAUCAGCCUGCCACCCACCUGACCGUCUGACAGGUAAUUAGGAGAUAGUCCUCUUUUUGUGUGGAGUGUGUGCGUAAACCUCCACAUGCUGGUGUCGCUGCCCAUUGGGGCUUCCAGAGGAAAGAGCUAGUCAGUGGCAAAAGAGUGAGGGGAGCAUGUUUAUCAGGCUGUGCCCAAUGAACUGACUUGCUUUUUUCCAUUUAGCUUAUGAUUUUUGUCUUCUAACUGCUACCUGAAGUUUCUAGCAGUAAAGUCGUCAUGGCCGACCUGGGCUGCAAAAAUCCCAGCGACUGCACCGUCUCCAGGCUACUCAGCGUAGUGGAAAGUGAACUCCGGGCUGGAAGAGACAAAGGUGACCCCACUGAGAAACAGCUCCAGGUUGUCUUAGAGGAUGCAACACUCUGGCAGAGAUUCAAGGAAGUCACUAAUGAGAUGAUCGUGACCAAGAACGGCAGGCGGAUGUUCCCUGUUUUGAAGAUCAGUGUGUCAGGGUUGGACCCAAAUGCCAUGUAUUCCUUCCUAUUGGACUUUGCCCCAACUGAUGGCCACCGCUGGAAGUACGUCAAUGGAGAAUGGGUGCCAGCUGGGAAACCAGAACCACCAAACCACAGCUGCGUCUACAUCCACCCAGACUCUCCCAACUUUGGGGCCCAUUGGAUGAAAGCUGCCAUUUCCUUCAGCAAAGUCAAACUUACCAACAAGCUCAGUGGAAGUGGGCAGAUAAUGUUGAACUCCCUGCAUAAAUAUGAGCCCCAGGUACACAUAGUUCGCGUAGGAGGUCCCCACCGGAUGGUGAUGAACUGUUCCUUCCCUGAGACACAGUUCAUAGCUGUGACUGCCUAUCAAAAUGAAGAGAUAACAGCUCUCAAAAUCAAGUAUAAUCCCUUUGCCAAAGCCUUCCUGGAUGCAAAAGAAAGAAACCAUCCCAAGGAUGCUCCAGAAACAGUCUCUGAAGGUCAACAUACAACAUAUUCUCACUUGGGUGGUUGGUUGAUUUCCAGCCCAGAUACAAUGUGUGCAUCAGGAAGCUCUAAUUACCAGUACACUGGACCUUUGCCUCUGCCAGCUCCACACGCUCCCCAUGGCUGUGAACGAUAUUCAGCACUGCGAGGGCAUCGGGCUGCUCCGUACCCACCUUCCUACAUGCAGAGAAAUCAUUCACCCACAGUUAAUUUGUUGGAGGGCUCCAGCAAUAAUCUUCAGGUAUUCUCAGGACAUGACAGCUGGACUUUGCCAUCCUCUCCACAUGCUAAUUUGCUUUCAGUGCCACACACGAAGGAAGCCGCCAGCCCUGGACCCAGCCACUAUCCUUGCCUGUGGACGGUGAGCAACACCACUGUUAAUGUCACCAACCCAGGAAGUGAGUUGAACAACAGCCCUUCAAGCAUGUUUCUAAGGAGUAAUGUCCCCUUACCCACUUCAUCAUCAGUCCAAAUCCCUCUGCAGAGAACGGUGUCUGGCAGCAUGGAAACACAAGGGGAAACCACUCUAGCCAGACUAGCGGACUCUGCAUGGACACCCUCACACUCUUUUUAAUGGACAGGCAGCUCACAAGGGAAGCUCAGACAAACAAUACUGACACAAAUGGCAAAUGACGCCCCAGAACUGCAGCUCAGCACAGCGAAUUGUACAUGCAAAUCUGAUUUCAUCAAACAUUACUUUUCAUAAUGUACCUCUUAUGUGCCAGAGAAGCCCAAAUGCAUAAUGCAAAGAUGUUAUGGGAGCCAGCUUAUUAUUGUAACCGUUAUGUGUCAUUCAGGAUGCCCAGAAGGAAUCUUUAUAAUUACUUUUGCUUCUGUAUCUCAUAAAAAAUAGUCAGAGACAUGGGACUGCAUGAGGCAGACAUGGCAGCUGGAUAUUUGAAUGUCAUUUUAGAAGUCCUUUCUGUAAAAUAACAGCCAACCUGAGAGGAAACUGUAAGCAAGUUUGCAACCAGUAAUUUGAAGUGACAGUGCUGCUUUAGAGACUUUCUGAAUUGGUCAUGUGAAAGUUUUCACAAUACCUGAAACUCAGCCUCCAAGGGAUGAAAUUAGUCUGAUACCAUAAUGUCACCUUCAUACAGUAUUCUUUGUCCCUUUCCCUUCUCAAGCUUCUGUUUGCUGUUUGUGAGCUAUAGGGAUAAUGGACACACUCACAAGCUAAGAAAGUGGCUGUAUUGUAGCAGCAGUGUGAAGGACAUCUAGUUUAGCAUUUAUAGCCUGAUGUGAUGGUCUUUGAAAUGAAAAGUUCCAAUGUUUUCUAUAUGUGCUAUUUUUGAAAGGGUGGAGGGAAAAAACCAGAAAAAAUAUUCAGCUUGCAUUUCCACUUUGCUUCAGGUCUGGAGUACAAAUAAAAUAUGAAUAAAUUGCUUAUUAUCUCCUCGGUGCCUUUCCAAGUUGUAAACGUGCAUACAGUUUUUUUCACAUAACAUACUCUGAGCAAUUUAAAGCAGCUCUUCCAGAAGCAAGACGGCAGAACAGGAAUUUUCUAUUCCUU